Molecule: messenger RNA, 1106 nt
Organism: Daktulosphaira vitifoliae (grape phylloxera)
Lineage: Eukaryota; Metazoa; Arthropoda; Insecta; Hemiptera; Phylloxeridae
Gene: Nf-YB
Exons: 5
Coding region: 195-794 (199 amino acids)
Biological process (GO): regulation of transcription by RNA polymerase II
Cellular component (GO): nucleus; CCAAT-binding factor complex
Molecular function (GO): RNA polymerase II cis-regulatory region sequence-specific DNA binding; DNA-binding transcription activator activity, RNA polymerase II-specific; protein heterodimerization activity
Source: RefSeq, a predicted model, not a curated record
AUACUUGAUACAUUAAUAAUUGAAUAAUUUAUUUGUAAUCCUCAAAAAAAAUUAAUUUGGCUGUUUCUUAAAUUUUACAAAAAUACAUUUUAAGAUGAUUGGAUUCUAAAAAGAUUUUAUAAAAAUUAAUUAUAAACUUAACCUGUUACCUUAACUCUUUGUAGUGUUUUAAUUUUUACAAUUAUAAAUAAGAAAUGAAUAGCAGCGAUAGCGAUGAUUUAGGGGAAGAAUUUCUCACAGAAGAUGCUCAAAAUUUUUUAUCUCGAGGUCAAGAGGGCCAAGAUGGAGUUGAAAUGGUUACUUUAGACAACACUGAUGAUUCUUCAAACCAAGGAGAAGUAUACGAGUUGAAAUUUGGUAAGCCACUUAGAGAGCAGGAUAGAUUUUUACCUAUAGCUAACAUUGCAAAAAUAAUGAAAAAAUCUAUCCCUGAUGGUGGCAAGAUUGCUAAAGAUGCUCGCGAAUGUGUUCAAGAAUGUGUUUCAGAGUUCAUAAGUUUCAUCACUAGUGAAGCCAGUGAUAGAUGCUACCAGGAAAAACGAAAAACUAUUAAUGGAGAAGAUAUAUUAUAUGCUAUGUCCAAUUUAGGAUUUGACAAUUAUGUUGAACCAUUAAAAUUAUAUUUACAAAAAUACCGAGAGGUAACAAAAGGAGAUAAAUCAAUAGGAAUUGAAGAAUUAUCAGAUGAUGUUUUUUCCAACGAUGCAAAUUAUUCUAAAAUAUUUGGACAAAAUAGCCAAAGUGAUUCAGUAAUCUACUAUCCAGACUCAAUUCAGCAAUUUCAUAUUGUAUAAAAAUUUUAUUUUAUUAUAAUUUAUUGUUUGUGAAAAAUAAUAUUAAUUUACAAAUUCAGUAAAUUUUCAUUUCAAAAAAAAAAAAAUUUAUAAUUUUGUUCCAUUAAAACAUUAAUACAAUUUUUAUAUUCUCUUAACUCAAUAAUUUUCAAAAAUUUUUUCUAUAUAUAUAUAUAUAUGAUGUAGUUUUUAAUUUAAAAUUAUCAUAUUUAUUUUAAUUAAAUUGUUUUAAUUUGUAAUCAUAAAUAUCUUUCUUAAUUCUAGGUUAUUAUACAUGUAAUUAUAAUGUAAAUAAAAUUAAAUUUGGUUAAG